Molecule: messenger RNA, 1154 nt
Organism: Didymella exigua CBS 183.55
Lineage: Eukaryota; Fungi; Ascomycota; Dothideomycetes; Pleosporales; Didymellaceae
Exons: 4
Coding region: 1-885 (294 amino acids)
Source: RefSeq, a predicted model, not a curated record
AUGUCGAUGCUAAGCAUAAGUGUAUUGGCCGGCAUUUUAGUGACCAAUACUUCAGGCUACCGAAUACGCCAGAUUGAUCGCAAACAGGUCCAAAACCUCUGCUUUACACAGGUCCUAAUGUUUCUUCUUUGCCUCAUCUCCAUGUGCUUCGUACUAUCGGCAGCGGUCGUCAAAGGCGGUCUUGGCCUCGUGAGUCUCAGCGCCUGUCGCGGAGCAGUCUUUCUCUGUCUCAGUUUCUACAUACUCAGCAAGAUCAUAAUGUAUUUCUUCCUCAUCGAAAGAGCACAUGCACUCCGAGCUCCCUUUAAAAAGAGGUUUCAUGACUGGAUAUGGGUGGUAGGAUUCCUUCUUACAGUCUCCGGGUUUGGGUCCAUUGGCGUGGUAGCUCUCUGGCGCCCAAUCGCUGACAUGUCGGCAAUCGAUGGUCGCUGCCGAAUUGGUAUCCCUCGCUACACCACCAUAUCGCUGGUGUCGUAUGACGUUGGCCUUAACAUCCUCCUCACGCUCGUCUUCGUCUAUCUCCUCAGCCCGCUCAUUCUUUCUGAGAAACACCCGGCCAAGAGAUUUUCGGCGAGUCACUUGACAAUAUGUUUCGGGAAUAUGUGCAGUCGAUCCAAGCCCAGAUCCAGCCUCAUCCAAGCCAACCAAACAAAUCAACAGACGAUGAAGAGGAUGGAAAGACUUCUGUUGAGAACUUUUCUUGGGUCGAUUCUGGUGAUUUUACCUACGGUGGGCAACUUUGUGGCUCUGAGCGUACUAGAGGGGCGUGAGCUGGGUUGGGUUUGCCUGACUGCCUGCACUAUCGAUGUCGUCUGGACAGUGAGUGUCUUUCAUUGGCUGACAAUUGGCUCUACAGGAUCAAGAGAGAAGCCAUCCGCCGAGUAAGUGCUUUAUUGUGGUUUCACCAAGUACUGACUCGGAAAAACCCGGAAGCUGAGUUUUUGGCAGAUACAGCCACCGCUCGCAUCUACAACCCACAGCGAUACACCGCAUGAACACGGCAAGUUCUAAACAAGUGACGUCAUCGGACAUGUCUUCGACCAUGUCGAUCAACGGCAUGAUAUCCAGAGAUUUUAGGGAUCAUGGCUACUCGAGACCAUUAGAGAGAAUCUGCCUCGAAAGAGUGCCCAGCGCCCCAUCCACAAGCUCAAAGU